AUGAAACAAAGAUUUUUGGAUAAAGGAUACCCCGAACCACUUUUAGGAGAAGCUAUGAACAAAGCACUAGCAAUUCCAAGACAAGACACUCUUCAUAAUAAAACCAAGACCUCUGAACCUCACAACGUCGCACCAGCCUUCAUCACAAAAUACAACCAUCAAUCUCACACAAUACAGAAGAUCUUGAGAAAACAUCAAGGAAUCCUCAAGAAUGAUCCAACACUUUCUAAAUUCCUCGACGAUAGACCCCAAAUUAUUUUUACCAAGGCCUCCAACCUCCAACUCAUGCUGGCACCCACCAUCAAAUUUUUCAUCACUACUAAUAGCCAGGAAUCCAUCCACGGUUUUACCAGAUGUGUGAAAUGCAAGAACAACCCUUCCCUGGUAGUAACAACUACGGGUUUCUCAACUUUAAACGACAAGGAAGAAUAUAAUAUUACAA
Messenger RNA from Pelobates cultripes (western spadefoot toad), 442 nucleotides. The record is from the annotation of a GenBank genome assembly. NCBI's taxonomy places the organism in Eukaryota, Metazoa, Chordata, Amphibia, Anura, Pelobatidae.